CGGAAUUGAGCAUCUCUUCAUCUCCUACAUCGAUGAUCUUCAAGUGUGACGGUAAGUAUGGGGACUCUGAGAGGUCGCUGGUCGUCGUAUCACAGGAGGACGAACAGUAAAAGGUAAUAGUGGAACUCUAAGCUUAGCGACAAUGGAAUAUUUGUCACCCCACGCGUUCUGUUCGCCUGCCCGCGAAAAUUGCAGCCUGCAGGUUUCCUUACAGCUCUGGCACUUUGUCUGGCAUUUUCAUUCAUUUUCUUUCCUUUCGUUGACAAAACUAUUCCUGGUCCGUCUACUUUUUUUUCUUGGAUAGAUGCGGAUCUCUGCGCUGGUCUCGGUGCUUGGUGUAGCACUGCAACUGCGAGUGGUGACCGCUCAGGACGGCUCCAUAUCUGGUCCAACCAGCAGUUCAUCUGCUGCUGGGUACUCGUGCGACCCCAGCCAAUGCACACUGCCCAGCUGCAACUGUGCUAGCACGAGUCCCCCAGGUGGUCUUUCUCCCUCGGACGUACCGCAAUUCGUCGUCUUCACUGCCGAUGAUGCUAUUCAGUCCUAUACCCUCGACUCCGUCAAUCAGUUCCUCGCUCAACGGAAGAAUCCGAACGGUUGUCCUAUCAAGAUGACCUACUUCACGUCUCUUAACUAUACCAACUACACGCUUGUCACCGAUUGGUACGUUGCAGGAAAUGAAAUUGCUGAUCAUACGAUGACGCAUGUCGGUUCACCUCCGGCGGAUGAGAUCAACGGAAACCUCAUUGCUCUCAACGCACUUGCCGGCAUCCCGCUCGAUGCCAUCCAAGGAUUUCGUGCUCCCUACUUGAACUAUACCGCUCAGACUUUGCAGCUCCUCGCGGACGUUGAUUUCACGUACGAUUCUUCUUCCGCCUCGUCGAUUCCUGUCACCGACCCAGGUACCGAUGCGUACUGGCCUUAUACGUUGGACUAUGGUCUUGCGAAUGACUGUCUGACGGUGGACGGUAUAUGCAAGGGGCUGCCUAAAAUUCCUGGUCUUUGGGAGAUUCCCAUGUAUGCGUUCUUCGAUAACCUCGGGGUUGAUGGUCCGCACCUCAUGGACCCCUGGCUGGAUACUGCCAAUGGCGCUAGCUCCGUUAACGAUACUGCCACAUUUGAGUAUAUGAAAAAUACAUUCACAGAUCAUUACAAUGGUAAUCGGCAACCAAUCGGUCUCUACACCCAUCCCAUCCAUCUUUCCACUACUUAUCCCGGCGUUAACCCCCCGAACAGCACGAUCAAGAUGAUAAAUGAAUUCCUAGAUUGGGUUCAGGAGCAGCAGGAUGUCUGGAUCGUCUCGAACGAGCAGCUUCUUGCCUGGGUCCAGAACCCCGUGCCUGUCUCGGAGCUUGACUCCUUCGAGCCUUUGAAGUGCCCGACUCCGCAGGUUGACCCGUCUCUUAAGAUCUGCAACGGUAUUCCCCAGAACGAAGCUGGUCUCGUGGAGGAAUGUGAUUUCCCCGACUUCCCUUUCUUUACUUGCUAUGGUUGCCCGCAAGUAGAGCAAGUCCCAGCGGGCCAACAGAUGAGAUACAGAUUGCCCGCCAACUGCUCAACACCUUUCUGGGAUCCCAUGGGCGGGAAGUGCUUGUGCCAACUAGCAGUUUUGGUGGUACAGCCGACGCCCACGUAUAUCAACUUCAAUGGUGCCAACCCUGUCAAGCUGUGGAGUGGCGGUCUCGUGGGCGUGAUGAGCGCUUUGGCCGUGGGCGCGUUUGGCGCUGCCACGGGAUGGGUUCUGGUUAAUAUCUAAGAAAGGAUAAGGAUAAGACUCUCAAACACAGACGAUAUAUGACACUCGUUGGACAUAGGCUUACGAUCAUUCCUUUUCACGAUACAUUAUUAACUUUCUUACAUACUUGCUGCAUACUCACUCGCAUCUGACGCUCUGCAAUUGGGUCGCAUGUUACUUACCCUCGAUUAAUAAUGGACUCGUGGUGAUAUUCGGGACUAUCAUUUCUUGUUAUCGUCACA
This is a messenger RNA of Suillus paluster, 1977 nucleotides long. RefSeq lists its product as uncharacterized. Gene Ontology annotation, biological process: carbohydrate metabolic process. Bases 305 to 1756 code for a protein of 483 amino acids. The transcript has 8 exons. NCBI's taxonomy places the organism in Eukaryota, Fungi, Basidiomycota, Agaricomycetes, Boletales, Suillaceae. The record is from RefSeq and is a predicted model, not a curated record.